CAACAUCUCGUUUCCAUGGCUACACAGGCAUACGGGUACUGGAAAGAUGCUCGCUUCGCGCUACAGCCUAUCUCCCGCUCCGAGGAUGGGAAACCCCUCACCGUGAAGUUUUGGUGGAUGCCCAUGGCCACGGAGUACGAUUGUAUGCCUGCUACUGAUAUACCCGAAUUUCCCGCGAACCUCGACUCCGCGCCGCGAGGCGGGAAACUCUACAACACCGAGACAGAGUUGAAAAUUGCCUCGGGCGAGGAAAUUACCUUCCAUAUUGAAGAUCCGGUAGAAGUGCCGCUGCCGUUGUGGGAGUUGCUUGAGAUGCAGUGGAUUAUGCAUCGCAUUGCGGGGAUGUUGGGGCCAAAGGAGACUUUUGAGCAGGAGUGGGAGGAUUAUCCGUCUGAGAUUGAGUAUCAGGGGCCGCUUUACCAGUGGAAGCGGUAG
Molecule: messenger RNA, 435 nt
Organism: Aspergillus glaucus CBS 516.65
Lineage: Eukaryota; Fungi; Ascomycota; Eurotiomycetes; Eurotiales; Aspergillaceae
Exons: 1
Source: RefSeq, a predicted model, not a curated record